AUGAGGGUCGUGCUGGAGGCAGUGAGGUCCUCGACCAUAAAUUUACCUCCCGCCAGGCGACCAACGCUGGUCACCAUGCGUUUCUGGUUGCUUUGUAUCUGCUCUGCUCGUGCCCUCGCCCAAGCUGUCGACGAUGAUGUCCACGUCCCCGUCGAAAUCCUAGCCAUAUCCAGAACCGGCUCUGACCUGGCAGAGCUCACCCCCCUCACUUUCAACGCACCUGAAACAAGGAUUGGGUUCGGUGAUGUGGCUCGCCGCGAUCAUAUUAUUUCGGGGCUGCUCGCUCGCCAAUCGUGUCCUUCGGGUUAUGGCCUAUGCAGUGGUGGUGAUUGUUGUCCUUUGGGUGGUAGAUGUUGCGGUGCCGGAACUUGUUGCCCAUCGGGAGGUUGGUGCUAUGGAGGUGGCUGUUGUAGAAGCGGCGAGAGGGGAUGUGAGAACAACUCGUGCUGUAGCGGUGGUUCUAGUUGCUGUUCAGGAGGGGGAUGUUGUCGAUCAGGGACCUAUUGUGCCGUAGCCAACGGACGUCGUGGGUGCUGCGAGAACGGAAAAAUAUGCUCUGGCGGGGGUUCCUCAGGGUGUACUUCCUCCGGCUAUUCACAGUGCUCGGGCGAGGAUUUCUGCUGCCCUACCGGAGAUAUCUGUUACCGUGAUACUGAGAAUAGGCCCAGGUGUAGAUCUCCUUCGUCUGGCGGAGGCGGGGCAACCACAACCACCACGACCCCUCCACCGCCGACGACAACAACACGAACCACUGAGGCUCCUCCCCCUACUACAACUCCUCCCACACAAGCUCCUCCCCCUCCCCCUCCCCCAGCUACCACCACAGCUCCCGCGGCACCUCCUCCCCCUGCACCAACGACGGUGCGACCUACUACUACUGGAGUUCCAUCAGGUACUGCGACCUCCGUCGUUCCAUCUCCAACGGUGCCUUUAGGUUCAUCGCUCGUCGAUAUAUCGGCUACCGAUCCACGUAUAUCUUACCAAGGUAGCUGGCAGUCUGUGGACUCUGCAUGCAAUUCUUCGUCACAGUCCAGAUUGACGACGGCACCCUACUCGUCGUUCUCUUUGGAUUUCGAAGGCAGCGCGGUGUAUCUGAGUCUUGCGGCUAACAACGCAUGGUAUACAGUCACUGUCGGCGGACAGACAUCGUCAUUUGGAGGUUCUGAGAAUGCGAUCAGUAUUGUCCCAAGUAACUGCACUCUCAGCUUUGAGCAGAGGAAUUUACCGAAUCGUCUCAACACCAUGGUGGUCUUUAUCAACGGUGCCUCACUGGGAACAACGACGAUGGACGAUCCUUGGUCCUUUGCGCUGGAAAAGAUUGUGGUGGUCGCAGGUGGUAGCUCCACCACAACUAGGACAGGUGCUGCCCAGAGUACAAUCAGUGGUAUCCUUGCGAACGCUUCCCCUUCGACUUUCGACAUACCCUUCGGUUACGUGGCAGCGAUUGCUGCAGUUAUCCUUUCCCCCGCCUUUUUGAUAUUGUAA
Pleurotus ostreatus (oyster mushroom) is the source of this 1485-nucleotide messenger RNA. RefSeq lists its product as uncharacterized. Lineage: Eukaryota; Fungi; Basidiomycota; Agaricomycetes; Agaricales; Pleurotaceae. The transcript has 8 exons. The record is from RefSeq and is a predicted model, not a curated record. Bases 1 to 1485 code for a protein of 494 amino acids.